Messenger RNA from Ziziphus jujuba (common jujube), 3326 nucleotides. RefSeq names its product exocyst complex component SEC15A. Gene Ontology annotation, biological process: intracellular protein transport; exocytosis; Golgi to plasma membrane transport. The coding region runs from base 699 to 3065 and encodes 788 amino acids. Gene Ontology annotation, cellular component: membrane; exocyst. The transcript has 2 exons. The record is from RefSeq and is a predicted model, not a curated record. NCBI's taxonomy places the organism in Eukaryota, Viridiplantae, Streptophyta, Magnoliopsida, Rosales, Rhamnaceae.
AUAAGCAAAAGACAACUUUGCAUGCUCUGAUUUACUACCAUCCCACUAAUUAACUUUAAAAACAUCGAUCCACAACAACAAUAGAAUGUCAUGAACAUAAUAAUCACCUCAUUAUCACAUAUCAUUUUAAUAAUUAAUAUAAUUUCUCCAUCUCCCUUUCAUUCUACUAAUAUCUAAUAUUAUUCCUUCCUUCAUUGCAAUCAAACAUACACUUGAGUGGAAAAUAUUAAAAUUAAUAUUAUAUAAGUAAAUCGCAUCUAAUCAACCACUCAAAAAGAAUAAAGGAACAAGAAAAAGAACUAAAAACAAAUAUACUAUGGUACUAAUUAAAUUAUAUGUUUGGGAAAAAAAAAAAAAAAAAAAAGUACACAGCAGAGAGCCGGCCUUACUAGUUACCGUGAAAGAAGCAAAUCAACGCGUGGAAAUAGUAAUUCCCAUUUUCCAAUUCCCCAAACUCGAACACAACGGAGAGCAGAGCAUAGCAGAUUCCAAAUAGAUUCGAUUGCAGGGACCAGGGAGAAAAUUAAAAGAGAAAACCAGAGAUUUCAUUUCGAAAAUUGGAAUUCAUUCAUCGUUUAGCUGCGGAGGCUCUCUCAUUCAUUCCGGACAUUCAAAAACAACAGCUUCACUAUCUGCCUGUCUGUCCGUGAGUCUCUAUUUUUCCCAUUACAAAAUAUAUACAAGUGUGAUAAAAAAUUAUGGAUGUGAAACCAAAGAGGAAAAUUGUAAAAGAGAAUGGGGAUACUGGAGAGGACUUGGUUCUUGCUACUUUGAUUGGGAACGGAGAUGACCUGGGUCCUCUUGUCAGGCAUGCAUUUGAAAUGGGGAGGCCUGAAUCAUUACUCCACCAGCUUAAGAACGUUGUGAAAAAGAAGGAAGUUGAAAUUGAGGAGCUUUGCAAAAGCCAUUAUGAGGAAUUCAUUCUUGCUGUGGAUGAGCUUCGGGGUGUGUUAGUUGAUGCCGAAGAACUGAAAGGAGACCUGUCCAGUGAUAAUUUUAAGCUUCAAGAGGUUGGGACUGCCCUUUUAAUCAAACUUGAGGAGCUUCUUGAAUCUUAUGCGAUCAAGAAGAAUGUGACUGAAGCUAUCAUUAUGUCAAAGAACUGUGUACAGGUGUUGGAUCUUUGUGUCAAGUGUAACAGUCACAUUUCCGAAGGUCAGUUUUAUCCUGCUCUGAAAAUCGUGGAUUUGAUUGAGAGAAGUUACUUGCAGAGUAUUCCUGUCAAGGCACUUAGAACGGUGGUAGAGAAGAGAAUUCCAGUGAUCAAAUCGCAUAUAGAGAAGAAAGUUUGUAGUCAAGUCAAUGAAUGGCUAGUUCACAUAAGGAGUGCAGCAAAGAAUAUUGGACAAACAGCAAUAGGCCACGCUGCAUCUGCACGUCAAAGGGAUGAGGAAAUACUAGAACGUCAGAGGAAAGCUGAGGAACAAAAUGUUUCAGGGAUAGGAGAAUUUUCAUAUACAUUAGACGUGGAAGAAUUAGAUGAAGAUUCUGUUUUGAAGUUUGAUCUGACACCUCUUUACCGGGCAUAUUAUAUCCACACUUUUCUAGGAAUUCAAGAGCAGUUUCGGGAAUAUUACUAUAAGAAUCGCAUGUUGCAGCUCAAUUCUGACUUGCAGAUCUCAUCCACACAGCCUUUUGUUGAAUCCUAUCAAACAUUUUUGGCCCAAAUUGCUGGGUACUUUAUAGUAGAGGAUCGAGUCCUGAGGACUGCUGGUGGCCUACUGUUAGCUGAGCAGGUUGAAACAAUGUGGGAAACAUCUAUAGCUAAGAUAAUAUCUGUUUUAGAGGAACAGUUCUCCCACAUGGAUUCCACGACUCAUCUUCUCCUGGUGAAAGAUUAUGUAACUCUUCUUGGAUUUACUCUCAGGCUGUAUGGCUACCAAGUUGCUCCACUUCUUGAGGCACUAGAUAAUAGCCGGGACAAAUACCAUAAACUUCUUUUGGAAGAGUGUCGCCAACAGAUUGUUGCCGUUCUUGCAAAUGAUACCUAUGAGCAGAUGGUCAUGAAAAAGGAUGCUGACUAUGAGAAUAAUGUCCUGUUAUUUAAUCUCCAAACCUCAGAUAUAAUGCCAGCUUUCCCGUAUAUUGCACCAUUCUCCUCCAUGGUACCUGAUGUCUGCCGCAUUGUGAGAUCAUUCAUCAAAGGAUCUGUUGAUUACUUGUCCUAUGGGUUGAACACUAACUUUUAUGAUGUUGUAAAGAAGUAUUUAGACAAGCUCUUAAUUGAUGUAUUAAAUGAGGUUAUACUUAAUACAAUUCAAAGGGGCAGCAUUGGUGUCUCCCAAGCUAUGCAGAUUGCUGCAAACAUAGCAGUUCUGGAAAGAGCUUGUGAUUAUUUUCUUCGACAUGCCGCCCAGCUGUGUGGGAUCCCAGUUAGAUCAGUUGAGAGGCCUCAAGCUAGUUUAACUGCAAAGGUGGUUCUAAAAACAUCGAUGGAUGAAGCUUAUAUUGGACUUCUGAAUUUGGUGAAUAACAAGUUGGAUGAAUUUAUGGCACUUACAGGAAAUAUUAACUGGACUUCAGAGGAGAUAGCACAGAAUGGAAAUGAAUAUAUAAACGAAGUAGUUAUUUACCUUGACACUCUUAUGUCUACAGCACAGCAAAUUCUGCCUUUGGAUGCAUUAUACAAGGUUGGAAGUGGGGCACUUGAGCAUAUUUCAAACUCUAUUGUGGCGGCUUUUCUUAACGAUAGUGUGAAGAGGUUCAAUGCUAAUGUAGUUGCGAGUUUCAACAAUGAUUUAAAGAUGUUAGAGUGUUUUGCAGAUGAGAGGUUUCACACUACUGGGUUGAGCGAUGUGUACAGGGAAGGUAGUUUUAGAGGUUGCUUGAUAGAAGCACGCCAAUUGAUAAACCUUCUAUUGAGCAGUCAACCUGAGAAUUUCAUGAAUCCUGUGAUAAGGCAGAAAAACUACAGUGCUUUGGAUUAUAAGAAGGUGGCUAGCAUCUGUGAGAAAUUCAAGGAUUCCCCUGAUGGGCUGUUUCAAAGCCUCUCAAACAGGAAUAAACAAAGUGCACGUAAAAAGUCAAUGGACAUGCUGAAGAAAAGAUUGAAAGACUUCAACUGAAGCUGAGAAAAUAAUUUUGCAUCAUAGGCAGGACUUUAGGAGCAUGACUUCCUCCGUAAUAUUCUUUUGGAUUUGUUUCUUGUUGAUGUUUAGAAUGAAAAAUUUUCCUGCUGUAAAUUCCUAUAAUAGAUCUGCGUAAUCCUUUUCUAAUCCAUUAGACGCUUGAAUUUGAUUUUAAGAACAUAAAAGUGUUUUUUUUUGUUUGGUGUCGAAAUUUGAGAACAUAAUCAGGUUCAACUUUGUGGCAUGGUUGUCUCUUCA